AAGAAUAAGACAUUUGAUUUCACCGCUCCUUCUGGCCGUUCUUGUUUCCUUUUCUGCUUUCUCUCUGCUUCUCUCUCUCUCUCUCUCUCUCUCUCUCUCUCUCAAUGAAAAUUAAAAUUUUGUGAUUUGAGUUGCAAAAAUACGCCGGUGGGGGAGGAGCAGCAGAGCAGGAGCCGAGAAUGUCUGAAUCGCACUCCAUUGUUGUCUGACUCUUGUUCUCUCUUUCACACUCAAAACACUGUUCCUGCUUACCUUGCUUGCUCUGUGGAAAAAGACAUUUCUUUUCCCUUUUCUAAACUAAAGCAACAAUCGCCGCAGUUAGGAUACCAACUACGCACUAGCAGGUAGCAGAGCCAGCAUUCUCUGGCAAAUGUUGAUUUAUUAACAGCUGCCCGCUCAUUGAGUCGGUGUCUCUUCUCUUCCGUUACCGGCUGAAUCAAGAACCAGGAGAUGAGUCAACAGGAGUCGUUUAUCUACAGCUUCGUGGCUCGAGGGACCAUGAUCUUGGCCGAGUACACCGAGUUUACUGGAAAUUUCCCGGCUAUCGCAUCUCAGUGCCUUCAGAAACUCCCCUCCGGUAACAAUAAGUUCACUUACAGUUGCGAUCAUCACACCUUCAACUUCCUCGUCGAAGACGGCUAUGCAUACUGUGUAGUUGCCAAAGAAUCUGUUGGGAAGCAGGUGUCUAUAGCUUUUCUGGAACGCAUGAAAGCUGACUUCAAAAAGAGAUAUGGUGGGGGUAAAGCUGAUACAGCCAUUGCCAAGAGUCUCAACAAGGAGUUUGGACCAGUUAUGAAAGAGCACAUGCAAUAUAUCAUUGACCAUGCUGAAGAGAUUGAGAAGCUUUUAAAAGUGAAGGCUCAGGUUUCAGAGGUUAAAAGUAUUAUGCUGGAAAAUAUAGACAAGGCUCUUGAUAGAGGGGAGAAGCUAGAUACUCUUGCUGACAAAACAGAAGAUCUUCGUUCUCAGGCUCAAGAAUUCAAGAAAGUAGGAACACAAGUUCGGCGGAAAAUGUGGUUCCAAAACAUGAAAAUAAAGUUGGUUGUUCUUGGAAUACUCUUGCUUCUGGUCCUAAUUAUCUGGGUUUCUGUUUGUCAAGGAUUUGAUUGCACCAACUAAUGCUUGGGUGCACACAGAAAAGAGAGUUCAAUUCCAAUCUGUGGAGAGCACAAGUCGCACUAUUGCAGGUCUCCCUUUCAACCCGCUAUGAUGAAACAUGGUAUGUUUUGAAUUUAUUUCAAUUGCUGGCGUAUUCGUGUUUCAUUUGGGGAUCAGAAGGGAAUCCUGCAACCAUGAUAGCAGAUGUAAUUUCCAAUCUAUGGAGGUGCUUUGUGAUGGCUCCGUUCUCUAUAUAAACCUUCAAAGGUUCAAAUUUUCAGUUAUUCUAUUUUUCGUAAUUGAUUCUGGAGUGGAUUUAAUCAAUCUAGGGGCCAUUAGAUAACUGGCUGAAGUUAUUUAAUUAAGGAGCUCACAGCAUCCUUAAAAACUUAUUUCACUAGAAAGCAAGACAAUUAGUCAUUUAGUUC
Messenger RNA from Nelumbo nucifera (sacred lotus), 1526 nucleotides. RefSeq names its product vesicle-associated membrane protein 724. Lineage: Eukaryota; Viridiplantae; Streptophyta; Magnoliopsida; Proteales; Nelumbonaceae. The record is from RefSeq and is a predicted model, not a curated record. Gene Ontology annotation, biological process: vesicle-mediated transport. Gene Ontology annotation, cellular component: membrane.